UUAAAAAUGCUAAUAAUUCAUGAUAUAAUUAAUCAUUUAAUGUUGUUUGUUUUAAAACUUAAUAUUCUACCCAAGGUUGCAGAUGGGUUAUCUGUCAUUUUGUCCAAAAUCUCAUAAGUAUUCUAUUAAGAGCCUUCUCUUUUUAAUUUACUUUUACAGGUCAAAGGAUUAAGUAAUGGAUGGCAAUAUGUACAACUAUGCCCAAAACAAUAUUUGGAGUAACUACAAUGAAAGCUUUCAGCCCCCUUCUUUAGACUUACAAAGCUACAUGCCAACAAAUAGAGAAUAUCUACACAGAGAAACCAAUAAAAAUACAUUUAUUCCAACAGCUCCACCAUAUGUGUUUUUUCAUUACAAUGGUGAAACAGGAAAUCCACACUAUGUGCCAGAAAGCAUUAACAGAAAUCAUUGGCACCAAAGUGCAUGGUCCAAAAUAAAAUCUAGGCCAGAUUUAAAUCUUCAUCAUACAAGUCAGCAGCAUGAGGAUCAACAUUUCAAAAGGGAUUUGGAGAAUAGAAACUUACAAUCUGGCCCUGAAAGUAUUAACUCUGUAGGUAGAAGUCCUAUCAAGGAAGCCCAUAUAAGGGGGACAACUAGUGGAAGCCAAUCUAACAGUGCCAAUGAUAUUCCCACCUUUUCGGUUGAGCAAAGCCAACCAAACUCAAAAAUAGCUAGCAAGAAAAAUUCUAAGACUCCUAAAAAAAAGAAAAAUCAGCCUAAAGAAUCUGAAACAAAUAAUAAAAAAAGAACACGGGACGAAGAAAAAUGGGCUAGAAAUGUUCGUAAAAAAGCUCGGGCUAGAGGAGAGAGUUAUGUGUCAGUUCAAGGCAAAGUAGUACCAGCUAGAUGUGUUAAGCCAGUGGAUUGUUCCAAAUGUAAGUUUAACUGCCCUUCCAGGGUCUCAGAGGAAGAAAGGGAAAUUUUAUUCAAAGAAUAUUGGAGUUUGGAUACUUUCAAAGAAAAGGUUAAUUUUAUAUCCAGUUGUGUCCAUGAAUUUACUCCCCUAAGGCCUGUUAGUGGACGCCGUGCAUAUUCCAGAAGAUACAUGUUAAAAAAUAACGGAAAAGAGGAACGAGUGUGCAAAGAAUUUUUUGUGACCACCUUUGAUAUUAGUGAGAGCACUAUAGUGACUUACAUGAGCAAAAAACGCAAGGGGCCUGAAGCAAUAGCAGACAUGCGAGGCAAACAAACCCCAAGUAACAAAACUCCACAGACAACAGUGAGGUUAAUUAGGGAACAUAUUUUAGCACAGAUAGGACUCCAUGGGGAAUUCACUCGAUCUCCUAAUGAUGAUAUGAGGAAUGUGAAAAGGUUGUACAAAAACUAUCAAAGUGAAUGUGAGGGAGAUGGCAUCAAGCCAGCCAGCAUUUCGGUCUAUAGAAAGGUGUUCACUGAGAUGCACAAAGAUAAAACAGAUUCUCCUGUUGUUUUGCCACCUGAGAACAUUUUAGCCCACAAUCCCAAGCGGAGGGCAAAAACACCAAAAAAACAUGAGGGCAAUCAUUUUAUGUUAGGUGAUGAUUCAGCCCAAAGUUCAAUUUCAGAAAACGAAUCUUCUCCAUGUGAGAGCAACUCUUUACCCGCCACAAACACACCACCACUUGUUGACCUUGACCCACUUCCAAAAUCUUUCAAGGUUAAUCAGCAGAUUCCUGCAUCUGUUGAUUCUUUUCCAGAUAAUAGAAUGGGCAAUUUAUAUUUACCACAUUCUACAACUAAUCAGCACCAAUUUUUACCAUCACAUCUUCAGCAGUCCCAGCAGUAUAAUACAGCUUGCAGUAACAUGAAGUCUGUGUACAAUCAUUCUAUUAGUCAAGGUGUCUCUACAUCUUCCAUUCACAACAGAUUACAUGUUAAUAAUAUGUUGCCUUUCAUGUGGGACUCUGAUAGACCAGGUACCAAUGUAAGCUCAACUGAUCAAGGUAUGAUCUCAGCGUACCCAGGCCACUCUUAUCUCAACCAACCAGCAGCAUCAUCGUCCUUGUUCAACUUCAGUGUAUCACCCACAGCUCCAGAACCUCAGCUAGCUGCUUCUAAGUCCAAUUCUAAGCUUUGUUCAGAAACACACAAGCCUAGAAAAGACAGGAGCAUUAGUGCAAAGAAACCAAAAGACACUAAAGGAAGUGGUGACCCGAAGAAGAGGAUACGAAAUGAGGAUGCUUGGGGUCGGAAUGUUAGGAAGAGGUUGAGGUUCAAAGGGGAAGCUUACACUUCAGUUCGGGGAAAACCUGUAGAAGCUAAACUAGUGAAAGAAGUCAACUGCUCCAAAUGUAAAUUCAAAUGCACAGAGAGGAUAACAGAGGACCAAAGACAGAGUCUCAACAAAUACUACUGGAGUUUAGAUACAUAUAAAACAAAAAUUGAAUUUUUGACCAAAUAUGUAGAGACAUACACUCCUAAAAGAAAAAUGACAGGUCGACGCACAUUUUCAAGAAAAUAUACAUUCAACAUCGAUGGUAAAGAAGAAAGAGUGUGCAAAGAUUUUUUUAAAGCAACACUACACAUCAGUGAAAGCACCAUAGCCACUGCUUUAGAGAAAAGCAGAAAAGGUCCUGAUGCGAUUGUUGACAUGAGGGGCAAACACAAGCCAGUGAACAAAACCACAGAAGAAACGCUCCAGAGCAUCCGUGAACUUAUCAUCUACCUGACAGGUAUGCGCCCCCAUCGCAGCAGCAACAAUAGCAGACUUGGGAAUGAGUUCAAAGACAUUAACAGGCUGUACCAGUGCUACAAGUAUGACUGUGAAAAGAAAAACAAAAAGCUUGCAAGCUUGGGUAUAUUUCGCAAUGUCCUCGUCAAAGAGUUUUGCAUUAAAACUUCAAAGCUUAAGAGUGACUGUGAGAAAAAUGUCAGCCAACAGAAAAAUGGACAACAAGCCAAUGGAGAAACUUUUUCACACCAGGGCUUAAGUUAGAGACAGCUGCCACCAAUGUUACUUGAUCAUUUUCAAUAAAUCAGGGAAAAAGUUAAUGAAUGACAUAAAUUAGUAUUAUGUGCUUCAUGUUGCUGAUGUAAUUUAAAUUUGUACAUUUUUACAACAUUAUACAGUUGACCAUUUAUGCUUUAUGGGAUGGCGUGACCUUGUGGUAGAGAGCUAGACUGCUAACCCGAGAGUCUUGAGUUCGAAUUCAGGUUCAAGUCAGUUUGACGUCCUUGAGUCCACCUGGCUCUGAUAGGUAUCUCAGGGAAAGCAAAGGCAGUGGGUAUAGUGCUGACCAUUCUAUCCCUUCAUAUGCCGAGCCCUCUGAAACUCCACUUCAUUUGCCUCAUGUGUCUGGGGCAUGAUCAGGAAAAGAUGAUGAGAUGAUUUAUGCUUUGUUUAGUUACUGAAGAACUCAAAUUUAUUAUUUAAUUUUAAUGGAAUAUUUCUUCACAAAAUGUGUAACUUUAGUUAAACUCAAUUUCUAAAAUUUAUGAAACUAAUUCUCCAUUUGUUAUUUGUGAACUGCCAAGAUUAAAUUCUGAAUGAGCUUAAAAAUAAUGUACUAUGUGUAGCUGAUUCUAAUCAGGGAAUGGCGAGUGUUUAUAGUGCUGACCAGACUAUACUUUCCCUUAUGGUGUCGGAUGAGUCAGAUGUAUUGAACAUUAUCUGCACAUAAAACUUAAUAUAUUAAGUUUUAUCAAACAUAAUAUAUUAAUUUUUAGCAAUUUAAGUUAGACUAAUUAAAUUAGUGGGUUUAAACUGCUAUUCUGCCUACUGUAUUAAAAUAUUUUUUAUAGUUAUAUAGUAUUAUAUUGUUAAAUUAUAUUUGUGGCAUUUGCAACAUUAUUUUAAUCCAGCCAGUCUUAUCAGUAUAUUACAAAACUUACUGUAAAUGAUUCUGUAGUUAACAGCUAAAUAAUACCUGAAUUUUCUGCCUUAUUAAAAAAGCAAUUCAGUAGUUUUACCCUCUUCUGAGAAUGUAUAAUAUCCUAU
Molecule: messenger RNA, 3916 nt
Organism: Physella acuta
Lineage: Eukaryota; Metazoa; Mollusca; Gastropoda; Physidae
Source: RefSeq, a predicted model, not a curated record